AUGGCGGCGCGCUCGCCGCCCUCGCCGGUGGCCCCUCCGCCUCCAGCGCGACGGUUGGGUCCCCGUUCCCCGCGCAUUGGGCGGGGAGCCGAGGUACACGCCGUGCGCAGCGACGCUUCGGGUCUCGCCGGCGCAGCGCGGGAAGUCAUCGCGGAUAAGUGCGAUGUAUUGUGGCGGGACGAAGAAGGGUCAGAGGGCUGGCGAGGACCCGCGGGGGCGGCUCCGGCUCACGCUCCCCUCCUCAGCGCGCCCAUGGGGUCCAGGCGGCUAGAGGGCAUCUCGGUAGAGGAGGCGAAGGUGACCCGGACGCAGCUGCUGGAGGAAGAGCUGAGCAGCCUAAAGGAGGAGCUGGCCCUGUGUCAGGCUGACAAAGAAUUUGUAUGGUCUUUGUGGAAACGUCUUCAGGUAACAAACCCAGAUCUCACAGAAGCUGUCAGUUUGGUUGUGGAAAGGCCUGUUGUGAGGCAGAACAUCAUGGUGCGGAGUACAUGGGAGAGCCAAGCUGCUCACCUCAUAGCAGCCAGAAAG
This is a messenger RNA of Castor canadensis (American beaver), 528 nucleotides long. The record is from RefSeq and is a predicted model, not a curated record. Lineage: Eukaryota; Metazoa; Chordata; Mammalia; Rodentia; Castoridae.